UACACAUCCCUAGAAGAAGGCUCCUUGGUGCUUUAAAGAAUAUUCUGAAGAUUACAUAGGCGACAAUAUAUCAAGAACCUAUUUAUUGAACUCAUCUAGAACAAAAGCCAAGAGCUCCCUAAAGUAACCACAUUAGUGUUUAUUUUGAGGAGGAAAUAUAUAGAUUUGUUUAACAAUCAUAAAAUAGAUAUCUCAACCCAAAAGAUCCAUUUUGGAAGAUGUCACUGAACAACUCUUCCAGUGUAUUUCUGGAUUCAGUGCCCAGUAAUCCCAAUCGUUUUCAAGUUAAUGUCAUAAAUGAGAGCCAUGAGAACAGUGCAACUGUGAAUGAUAACUCUGACCCACCACAUUACGAAGAAACCUCUUUUGGGGAUGAAGCCCAUAACAGACUCAGAAUCAGCUUUAGGCCUGGGAAUCAGGAGUGCUACGACAAUUUCCUCCAAAAUGGAGAAACUGCUAAAACAGAUGCCAGUUUUCAUGCUUAUGAUUCUCACACAAACACAUAUUACCUACAAACCUUUGGCCACAACACCAUGGAUGCUGUUCCCAAGAUAGAGUACUACCGCAACACCGGCAGCAUCAGUGGACCCAAGGUCAAUCGACCCAGCCUCCUUGAGAUUCACGAGCAACUCGCCAAGAAUGUGGCAGUGGCCCCAGGUUCAGCUGACGGGGUUGCCAAUGGUGAUGGUAUGCCUGGAGAUGAACAAGCUGAAAACAAGAAAGAAGAUCAAGCUGGUGUUGUGAAGUUCGGAUGGGUGAAAGGUGUGCUGGUAAGAUGCAUGUUGAAUAUCUGGGGAGUCAUGCUCUUCAUUCGCCUUUCCUGGAUAGUUGGAGAAGCUGGAAUUGGUCUUGGAGUUCUCAUAAUUCUUCUUUCCACCAUGGUAACUUCUAUUACUGGGUUGUCAACUUCUGCAAUAGCAACUAACGGGUUUGUCCGUGGAGGUGGGGCCUACUACCUCAUUUCCAGAAGUUUAGGCCCCGAGUUCGGUGGGUCAAUAGGCUUGAUCUUUGCUUUUGCCAAUGCAGUGGCUGUUGCUAUGUAUGUGGUGGGAUUUGCUGAGACUGUGGUAGAUCUUCUUAAGGAGAGCGACUCAAUGAUGGUGGAUCCAACCAAUGACAUCCGGAUUAUAGGCUCUAUCACGGUGGUGAUUCUUUUAGGAAUUUCAGUAGCUGGAAUGGAAUGGGAAGCAAAGGCUCAAGUGAUUCUUCUGGUCAUUCUUCUCAUUGCUAUUGCAAACUUCUUCAUUGGAACAGUCAUUCCAUCCAACAAUGAAAAAAAGGCCAGAGGUUUCUUUAAUUACCAAG
This is a messenger RNA of Carlito syrichta (Philippine tarsier), 1305 nucleotides long. RefSeq names its product solute carrier family 12 member 1 (gene SLC12A1). Lineage: Eukaryota; Metazoa; Chordata; Mammalia; Primates; Tarsiidae. Gene Ontology annotation, biological process: potassium ion homeostasis; sodium ion homeostasis; sodium ion transmembrane transport. The annotation marks the transcript as partial. The transcript is spliced from 8 exons. The record is from RefSeq and is a predicted model, not a curated record. Gene Ontology annotation, cellular component: membrane. Gene Ontology annotation, molecular function: sodium:potassium:chloride symporter activity.